UCUCAUGUUCUUUGUUUCAGGCUGAUGGAAAACUACACCUACAACAGCUUCACUCUCCACCUGGAGGGGCUAAAGGUCACAAGGGACUCCGUGUACCCUGUCUUUCUCUUCUUCUUUUUCUCCUACCUGUUGAUAAUGUUUGCCAAUGUGGGCAUCAUAGCCCUGGUGUAUAUUGAGAAAAGCCUUCAUCAGCCUAUGUAUUUCCUUUUCUGCAAUCUGCCAAUCAACGACAUCCUCGGUAACUCUAUCAUGGUGCCCCGGCUGCUUGCAGACGUGCUGGUGCCUCCCUCUGAACGCCUCAUCAGCUAUUACGAGUGUGUGGCCCAAGCCUUCACCACACACAUGUUCGGCACCACCUCUCACACAGCGCUCAUGAUCAUGGCCUUUGACAGGUAUGUGGCCAUCUGCAAUCCCUUGCACUAUUCUGCCAUUAUGAACAACAAAAUGGUGCUGAAGCUGACUGCCUGUGCUUGGGGAGUGGCCUUAGUUUUGGUGGCUGUUCUGCUCGGUCUGACCGUUCGACUGAACCGAUGCAGGACUGUGAUCACGAAUCCUUUCUGUGACAACGCCUCGCUGUUUAAGCUCUCCUGCGAAAGUGUGUUCAUCAAUAACGUCUACGGCCUCACCUUCACCGUGGUGCUGUUCACAGCUUCUAUAGGAUGUAUGGUUCUCACCUACACAAAGAUCACAGCGGUCUGCCUGAUCAGUAAGAACAGGUCUUUGAACAGUAAAGCCUUAAAGACCUGCAGCACUCAUCUCUGCCUGUAUCUGAUUAUGAUUGUAUGUGGCGGGGUCAUCAUCACCCUGCAUCGCUUCCCUCUCUACUCAGACUACAGGAAACUCGCCGCCAUUCUGUUCCACAUUAUCCCCGGCAGCCUCAACCCCAUUAUUUAUGGGGUGCAGUCCAAAGAGAUCCGCAAACUCUUGUCAAAUAUGUUCCAGCCCAGAAAAGUUUUGCCAUCAUUUUAA
Myripristis murdjan (pinecone soldierfish) is the source of this 969-nucleotide messenger RNA. Its product is annotated as olfactory receptor 52N5-like. Bases 25 to 969 code for a protein of 314 amino acids. The record is from RefSeq and is a predicted model, not a curated record. Gene Ontology annotation, molecular function: G protein-coupled receptor activity; olfactory receptor activity; odorant binding. The transcript has a single exon. NCBI's taxonomy places the organism in Eukaryota, Metazoa, Chordata, Actinopteri, Holocentriformes, Holocentridae. Gene Ontology annotation, biological process: detection of chemical stimulus involved in sensory perception of smell; G protein-coupled receptor signaling pathway. Gene Ontology annotation, cellular component: membrane.